ACGAUUUCAUCAUUUCCAGUUCGGUCGUUAAUGAGAUUGGAUGCACGGGGUAUCGUCCUCAUCGUCUUGGUGUGAUUUUAAAUCAUUCAGGAGUUAAGUGAAUAGUGCUAAAUUUAUUCAAUAUAGCAGUAAAGGUGAAAAGUAGAUUUUUUCGCAAAAAAAGUUUAAUUCGAUUGAAGCGAAAAUUUCGCAAAAUCAUGCAAGUGCAACCUCAAAAGUACCAAGGCCUUGUGGCCGAUCUCUUGCCCAAUAUACGGCUCAUGCAGGCAUUUGGGCAUUUUCUCUUUAAAUUUGUGUCUGGACCAGUGAUGUUCCGGAAAAUCUAUUCAUUUACACAUCUGUUCCUGCUUUUGUUUCAAUUUGUGACCAUUAUAUUGAAUCUUGCAUUUACUGCAGGAGAUGUUAAUGAAUUGACAUCUAAUACAAUCACCACACUCUUCUUUACACACAGCAUCACCAAAUUUCUCUAUUUUGGCAUCAACUCAAAGAAUUUCUACAGGACUCUCAACAUUUGGAACCAGUCAAAUACCCAUCCCCUUUUUGCUGAAUCCGAUGCACGAUAUCAUUCGAUUUCUCUAUCUAAAAUGCGGAAAUUGCUUACGCUUAUCGUGACACUCACUAUAAUGUCUGUGACGGCCUGGGUUACCCUAACAUUCUUCGGAGAGAGUGUGAGGCAUAUGACCGACAAGGCAACUAAUGAGACAUACACUAUAGACAUCCCCAGGCUUCCGAUCAAAGCUUGGUAUCCUUGGGAUGCUAUGGGAGGAUACAAGUACAUUCUCUCCUUUGUGUUUCAAGUAUACUACCUGCUCUUCUCAUUGUUCCAAGCAAACUUGGCCGAUGUACUUUUCUGUUCGUGGCUGCUAUUUGCAUGUGAGCAACUUCAGCAUUUGAAGGGUAUUAUGAAGCCCUUGAUGGAACUCAGUGCCACUCUGGAUACUUACAGACCAAACACCGCUGCUCUAUUCCGAUCAAUUUCGGCAAACUCCCAUUCUGAACUGAUUAAUAAUGAAGUUGAAAAGGAUGUAACAGACUUGGAUAUCAGUGGAAUUUACAACUCUAAGGCUGACUGGGGAGCCCAAUUCAAGGCACCGUCUAAUUUGCAGAAUUUCGGUAGCGGUGCCAAUCCCAAUGGAUUGACCAAGAAGCAAGAGCUCAUGGUUCGCACGGCCAUAAAGUAUUGGGUGGAAAGGCACAAGCACGUCGUAAGACUCGUAGCAGCUAUUGGAGAUACUUAUGGUAUCGCCCUUUUGCUUCAUAUGUUAACAUCCACGAUUAAGCUGACUCUUUUGGCUUAUCAAGCUACAAAGAUAAGCAAAGUUGAUGUGUAUGCUUUCUCUGUGAUUGGAUAUCUUGUCUAUGCUCUUGGCCAAGUGUUUCUCUUCUGCAUCUUUGGGAAUCGUCUAAUUGAAGAGAGCUCAUCCGUGAUGGAAGCUGCUUAUUCUUGUCACUGGUACGAUGGCUCAGAAGAGGCUAAGACAUUCGUGCAGAUUGUCUGUCAGCAAUGUCAGAAAGCAAUGACGAUAUCUGGAGCGAAAUUCUUCACUGUCUCAUUGGAUUUGUUUGCAUCGGUUCUCGGUGCUGUUGUCACCUACUUCAUGGUGUUGGUGCAACUCAAGUAAAUUUAUGAUCAAUUCUCUUUUGAUGUAUUUUGACGAGGAAUUGAGAAGUUGAAAAGGGAUAAUAUACGCUUUCAAUUACAUAAGAAAUCAACAAUUUUGAAUUUAAUCAACCAAAUGGAUGAUAUGGAAUAUAUAUUUUAAGUGAUAUGUGUAAUCAAUUGAAUGUGUUUUCUGGCGGGCAUUCACAAUGAAAUAUCACAAGAUAAUAAUUAAAAAAAAAUAGAAUGCACCCAAAAGAAUAGUCAAACAGAUUCAAUAUAAAUGUUAAUUCUAUAGAGAGACAAAAAUGUAUUUUUGUUAGAUGUAAUGUUAAAUAUAUUUUGCAAAUAUAUAUAUUAUUCUACGUUGUUAAA
Molecule: messenger RNA, 1975 nt
Organism: Phlebotomus papatasi
Lineage: Eukaryota; Metazoa; Arthropoda; Insecta; Diptera; Psychodidae
Gene: Orco
Product: odorant receptor coreceptor
Exons: 6
Coding region: 198-1622 (474 amino acids)
Biological process (GO): sensory perception of smell; detection of chemical stimulus involved in sensory perception of smell
Cellular component (GO): plasma membrane
Molecular function (GO): olfactory receptor activity; odorant binding
Source: RefSeq, a predicted model, not a curated record